AUGUCGGCUCCUCAGAGUCACCCCCGCCGCCGGCCUAUUAAGGCUACCCCUCUCCUCUCAACCCAUGGCAUGCAGCUUCGCAAGAGUGGGACCUUCUCUUCACCCAAGUCAGACUCCUCCGACAUCUGCGACCUGGGGAACCACCACUACAUGCCUCGUCGGUCGCCCACUAGCACUGAGAGCCUCCAGGAGCUCCUCGACGACUCGAGCGUCCAACGCAUCUCGAACAUACUCAAGGACUUCGAUAGGAAGAUCGCCGGCCACAAGCCGUCGGCAGCCAGCGCUAACAUCCUGAAUGACCCGGAGGUCCUUCCAGUGCCGAGCUUCCUCCUAGACAACGCUAGCCUGAACGCCUCGCCAAUGGAGAUCGACCCUAAGCCUACGGUGGAACGCACCUCGCAUGACCACGCCUCUGAUAGCGGGCUGGGUUCCAGCGUCGGUGAAUCGAAAUAUGGACGCUCCGCCGCUCAUGAAUCUGUCAAUACGUCUGUCUCCUCCACCCACUCUGCUAUUACUCGCUCCUUCUCCGCGCUGGGCGCUGCUGAGGAGAAGCACACUCUCGGCGAAUUUGCCUGCAGAGCGAUUCACGACUGUAUCAUCAAGCCUAUUCUUCAGGAAGAGGAUUUAAAGGACUUUCAUCCCUUGAUCAAGGACGUUCCACGUCGAAUUGGUGAGAAGAACAUAUGCAACCUUCGUGAUCUCGAAAAGACUCUUAUCUUCCUGGCACCGGUAAGUGGUAUCCGCUAUCUCUCUGAGAGUGCAAAAGCUUAUUGCAUUCUUCUCGGUUUUAAGGAGCUAUCGACAACCCCGGCUUCGUAUCUGCGUUUCUGCGAGCGAUCAAUUACACUCUUGCGAACGACUGUCGACUGCCUCUCCGAACAAGACCAACGACUACCGUCGGAUCGCCCAUACACUAACAACUACUUCCUCGAUUUGGUACAACAGAUCCACCGCUACGCAGCAAUCAUGGCCGCCACUCGACGCAAAGAGGAGAAUGGAGAAGAGCUUGACGAGAUGGAUCACUCCCGCGACGAGAAGAUUACUCUCCGCGGUGGACUAAGCCACAACGGCCGUCCUGCCGAGCUGGUUCGUGAGAAGAACGGCAAGGUCAUUCCCAUUGCCGAUGGCGUUGAAGACGCACACACAGGAUUCCCGUCGACCAAGCGAGCCUUGUCCGAUGACGAAAUGGACGUCGACGAAAUCACGCGAUCUAUGGCCCGGCGUAGGAAGUCUGAUAAGCCAGGUGAUGUCAUGCAUACCUGCCGUGACUGCAAGAAGGAGUUCAAGCGACCGUGUGACCUCACCAAGCACGAGAAAACCCAUUCUCGGCCCUGGAAGUGCACAGAGGAGAAGUGCAAAUACUUCGAGCUUGGCUGGCCCACCGAGAAGGAGCGUGAUCGGCACGUCAACGACAAGCACUCCUCAGCACCUCCUCAAUACAAAUGCCUCUAUCCUCCUUGCACGUACGCCUCCAAGCGCGAGUCGAACUGCAAGCAACACAUGGAGAAGGCCCACGGCUGGGAAUAUGUCCGCUCAAAGAGCAACGGUCGGAAGAAGGCCCCAACAACCGGUAGCGACCGUACUCCUACUACCCCACUUACACCAUUCCUCGGCACGCCGCAGUCUGCUACGCUGCCUACGCCAAUGACUCCUUUUGCUCCUUCCCCCUCUGUCCCGAUGAUCGAUACUUUCGAUUACCCGUAUGGCUUUGGUACCCCAGCCAUGAGCGCCAACGGCUUCCAGGAGGAUUUCCGACGUGACUCAGUGACCACCGACGGUUCUGCGCUCACAUAUUCUUCCGGCCAUUCACCCACCGAGCCCACAUCAUUUGAUGAUGCUGUGACUCCUGAAGACACCACCAUCAACCACAAUGACGUCUUCAAUAACUGCGGGCUAGGUACGAACUUCAAUGCCUUCCAACAGCAACCCACUCCUGCUUUGAGCACUGGAUUCGAAUUCGAGCCGCUCCAAUUCCCCAUCAAUACGUCGGCGUCUGGCAAUGUGCCUCAUUUAUCUCCCAGCGGACAGCCCGACAUCACACUGUUCUCUCCUCAGAUGCACAUGGACGAGGGCUUUGGAGAAGGUAUGGACGUGUCAUUCACCCGGCCGACAGAGGACUUUACUCUCUUCGGCACAACUCAGCCGAGCAACAUGAACCUUGAUUCUACCGCCGGCUUCUUCCCAGACAUCAAUCAGUUCGGAGGUCAAUUUGAUAACCUCUAUGCUGAGCCGACCACGACCUUGGAUGACCUGAUGGGAAGCACGUUUGGAAACCCGCAGUAA
Molecule: messenger RNA, 2283 nt
Organism: Trematosphaeria pertusa
Lineage: Eukaryota; Fungi; Ascomycota; Dothideomycetes; Pleosporales; Trematosphaeriaceae
Exons: 3
Coding region: 1-2283 (760 amino acids)
Source: RefSeq, a predicted model, not a curated record